Molecule: messenger RNA, 1323 nt
Organism: Morus notabilis
Lineage: Eukaryota; Viridiplantae; Streptophyta; Magnoliopsida; Rosales; Moraceae
Exons: 4
Coding region: 1-1323 (440 amino acids)
Molecular function (GO): RNA binding
Source: RefSeq, a predicted model, not a curated record
AUGGCGAGAGUUUUGUUUCGUAGCUUCUUUAGGGCUUCUUCUUCGCUUUUCAAACGCUCGCCUCGUAACUCUUUCUCUCUCACGUCGGUUUUUCCGGCGCUGCAAGAGUCGAUUUUAUGUCCAUCCAAACACUUGAUCGGUGCCGUCCCAUCAAACUCAACUUGGAUUUUCAGAAGCUUGAGCCAAUCGGUGAAUCUGGUGAUAUCGGAAGGGAAAGUGAAGUUCGAAACGCAGGAGGUGGAUCCUCCGAAGAAGGAGAAGUGGAAGACGAAGAAGAGGUUGAAGCUGCAGAGGAAGAGAGAGAAGCAGAAGAGAAAAGCGGCGAAUAAGAGAGACCCUCGUAGGCUUAAUGUCAAGGGCAAGAAGAAGAAGUUUGCCAAUGCGGAAGAGAGAAUCAAGUACAAGCUUCAAAAGGCCAAAAGUAAGGAAGCUAUGCUGAUUGAAAGACUUAAGCGGUAUGAAAUUCUGAAAGUACAAGGUCCUGUUGUGGAACCGAUCAACAUAACCGGAGAGGAGCGAUUCUAUAUGAAGAAAAUGGCUCAAAAGAAGUCUAAUUACGUACCAAUUGGCAGAAGAGGAAUUUUUGGAGGUGUAAUUCUAAAUAUGCAUAUGCAUUGGAAAAAACAUGAAACUGUGAAGGUCAUUUGCAAUUCUGCUAAACCUGGCCAAGUUCAUGAUUAUGCACAAGAAAUUGCCAGAUUAAGUGGUGGGAUCCCAAUUCAGAUAAUUGGAAAUGACACCAUAAUAUUUUAUCGAGGCAAAAAUUAUGUGCAGCCUGAGAUUAUGUCGCCCAUAGAUACAUUGUCCAAGAAAAGGGCUUUGGAAAAAUCAAAGUACGAGCAAUCACUCGAGUCUGUUCGACAAUUCAUUGCCGUUGCUGAGAAGGAACUGGAGCUGUAUUACAGCCACAUUGCACUUUAUGGCGACCCAAGUGAUAGGAAUCCAGUUUCGAUCUUGGACGGUCCAAGAAAAGACGCCAAGGAAUCAAAGAAAUCUAAAGAAUUAGAGAAGGAAGAAAAGAAGGUUGCUUGUUCUUGUGAUUGCUUUUCCACAGGUCUAAUAGAGAUGGAAGCUGAUUCCUUUCAAUCUGAACUCUCUGAGACAGAGACUGAUGUUUCGGAAUACUUUGCACAUGGAAGCUUAUCUGCAACUGAAUCAGAUUCUGAACGUGGCAACAAUUUUGAUUCUGAUUCUGAAUAUGAUUAUGAAGAAUGUUUUACCAAGAUGGGAGAGACUAUGCUAGUUCAGUCAUCAACAUCAGUAAAGGAAUGUGAUUUUGACAAUCAAAAAGAUACUGCUAAAACUAAAAAUUUUAUUCUAUAA